Molecule: messenger RNA, 1410 nt
Organism: Radiomyces spectabilis
Lineage: Eukaryota; Fungi; Mucoromycota; Mucoromycetes; Mucorales; Radiomycetaceae
Exons: 10
Coding region: 1-1410 (469 amino acids)
Biological process (GO): proteasome-mediated ubiquitin-dependent protein catabolic process
Cellular component (GO): nucleus
Molecular function (GO): ubiquitin binding
Source: RefSeq, a predicted model, not a curated record
AUGGAUACCGAUUCAAAGAUUACGGAUUUCUGCGCUGUAACGGGCGCUUCUACAGAAGUGGCUGAGAAUUAUCUACAAAUUGCUGACGGUGACGUUGAAACGGCCGUGACACUAUACUUGGAAAGCGGUGAUGGCGCUUCCCAGCCGGUUCCAACUGCCACCGAAACCGAUACACGACAGUCAACACCUAGCUGGCAAAUGGAAGACAGCAGCAUGUUAACAGACGAAGAACUGGCUCGUCAGUUUCAGCAGGAAGAAGAAGAACGACAACAACGAGUCAGAGCGCCCAUCGCCCCAAAACAUGAUAUCCUUGCAGGUGGCAGUCCAAUGUUUGAUGAACAACCGUUUUGGCGAUCGAGCGAUGCCACAACUUAUCCACCUCGCUCCGUCUUUAACCAAGGCGAUUCUUCCACAAGCCCUCGUGAUCCACUAGCAGGCCGAUCCACCUCUUUUGCCCCAGUGAAUCCCACCGGUUCACCAGCCGUCUCUGCAAAAACAAGACGACUGGCUGAUCUUUUCCGUCCUCCAUUUGACAUCAUGUUUGAAGGAGGUUUUGAGGAGGCACGGGCUGCAGCACGGGAAAAGAAUAAAUGGCUGCUGAUCAAUAUUCACAAUCCAACCGAAUUCGCAUGUCAGGUGCUCAAUCGAGAUUUAUGGAGUGACCCAUUCGUCAAGGACCUGGUGAAAGAAUCGUUUAUUUUUCUUCAGUACCAUAAUGAUACACCUGAAGGAAAACGCUAUUUGACGCUUUAUCCUAUCCAAACAUAUCCCCAUACAGCCAUCAUUGAUGCACGCACAGGCGAACGGGUCAAAGUGUGGGAAUCGACAUUGACACCCAAUGAUUUCCUCAUGGAAGUGACUGAAUUUCUGGAACAGAGUGCACCCCCAGAGGUUGCACGUUCGGCAGCCAUGAAACGACCACGUACAAUGAAGAAUAUAUCCGACAUGAGCGAAGAAGAACAAAUCAAUGCGGCCAUUGCAGCAUCGUUGGGCAGUACACCUCAAACCAUGAGUUCCACCAGUCACGAAGGAUCCCAGAUAUCCUUGGAUGAUGAAGCAAAGGUUGAGGAAGCAGAAAAUGAGGCGAAACCAGAAGAACAGGAAGAAGAGCAAAACCAAGUCACCUCGGUGUUGGACUCAAUACAACCUGUGCAAAGAGAUGAACCAACGGAUCUGGCAAAUUCCACACGUAUACAGAUUAGAAUGGCGGAUGGAAGUCGCCUAAUUCGACGAUUAUUAAAGUCGGACCCUGUUCGAUAUUUGUUUGAAUUCAUCAAAUAUCAAGUGCCAGAAGCACAAAGCAGGCCGUUUGAGUUGGUAUUUAACCGUCAGCAACUGAUUGAAUUGGUGGAUCAAUCGAUUGAAGAAGCUGGGCUGGCAAAUGCGGCUGUUAAUUUUGUCUUUGCCUAA